This is a messenger RNA of Exophiala xenobiotica, 2241 nucleotides long. RefSeq lists its product as uncharacterized. The transcript has 2 exons. Gene Ontology annotation, biological process: stabilization of membrane potential; potassium ion transmembrane transport. The record is from RefSeq and is a predicted model, not a curated record. Gene Ontology annotation, molecular function: potassium ion leak channel activity. NCBI's taxonomy places the organism in Eukaryota, Fungi, Ascomycota, Eurotiomycetes, Chaetothyriales, Herpotrichiellaceae. The coding region runs from base 1 to 2241 and encodes 746 amino acids. Gene Ontology annotation, cellular component: membrane.
AUGAACAACCCAGGCCUGAAGAAACCCAUCUCAAAUGCCGCCAGUCAAGCCAAAGACGCCUACCGAAGGGCUCACCAGUCGGGAUCUACGCCCCGAAGCACCAAUAUUGGUAGCCAUGGGGAGUCCUUUCAAGCAAAGAAGGAACGAAUGUUCACCCAGCCGUUGAUAUGGUGGUACGCUGGCACGGCUUUCCCGCUCCUCGCUGGCACAUUUGGGCCCAUGGCCAAUGCAUUUACCAUAUGUGCGUUGGUUGAACACUGGCGUGUCGCCAUACCACCAGGCCGUACCGAAGAACACGGAGUCGACAUACCGGACCCGAAGUGGCUGCUCGCUCUUAAUUCCUGUGCGCUUGCUUCGGCGUUGAUAGCCAACUUGUUCCUUCUUCUCAGCAUGGCUCGAAGGGUACGCUUCACCAUCGCCCAACCUGUCACAAUUCUUGGGUUCUGGAUAGCAAGCAUUAUGCAUAUCGUGCCCAUCAGUAUUGCCUCGCAUGGCCUCAAAGUCCCCAAUGUCAACGACCAAGCACUUUCGCAAGCUUAUUACUACGCAAUAUUUGGCGCCGCACUCUAUCAGAUUAUCUCGUAUCUGCUCUGCAUCACCGUCUGGGGAGCUUACAAAAACCAUUAUCGAAAGCGAUUCCGCCUGACAGGUGCACAACGAACCUUGAUGGUCCAGACCGUAGGUUUCCUAGUGUACAGCUGGCUUGGGGCGUUGGUCUACUCCAACAUCGAGGGCUGGAAAUUUUUGGACGCCAUCUACUGGUCCAAUUUGACCAUAUUGACCAUCGGCAUUGGAGACCUGUAUGUCCCAGCAACGACGCUUGGUCGGGCUCUUCUGUUCCCCUUUGCACUGGGAGGCAUCAUCUCGGUGGGUCUCGUGGUCGGUAGUAUACGCUCACUCAUACUGGACAAAGGGAGGGCCAAGAUGAGCAAACGGUUCACAGAAAGAAUGCGUCUGAAGGUGGUGAAGCAGAUUGCUCAUGCAGCCCGUAAUGAAUCCAAGAAGUCGCCACUUCUCGGUGGCUUGAGCAUGAGCAGACCGACAGACCCGGCCCUGAAUCCCAAGAACGAGGAAGACGAGCUUCGACGGAGAAUGGCAGAGUUCAAUGCAAUGAGAACGGUACUGAGAUCAGCGCAGCGCAGGCGCAAGUAUGUUGCACUAUUUACUUCGACGACUGUCGUUGGCAUACUUUGGACCAUCGGCGCUGUUGUCUUUUGGAGCUCGGAAAGACGGCAGGAAUGGAGCUAUUUUGAGUCCUUGUAUUUCUCCUAUACUACCCUUAUGACCAUUGGCUACGGUGACUUUCGACCCGAAAGUAACAGUGGCAAACCAUUUUUUGUGUUUUGGUCGUUACUUGCUGUCCCGAGCUUGACCAUUCUGAUUUCAAAUAUGGGCGACACAGCUGUGAAGUGGCUGAGAGACCUCACCAUCUGGGUGGGCGAAGUGACAUUGCAUCCUGGCCAGGGGAAAUCGACCUUGAAAAGUGCCAGCCGUAAGAUGCGCAAGUCGACACGGCGCAUGACUGGCCCCCGCAAGCUGGGGGAUCCUGAAAAGGGCACCUUACGGGACCAGUAUGAAAACCUGAAGGAUGUACAUCCGGAACUGGUGAAGCCUGUCGCCGAUCUGGCCCCAAAGCAGAGGGAAAAGAAGUGUAAUGGCACUCUUGCGGAUCCUAAGGAGCACGGAGUGCACAGCGAAGGAGACGAUCGUGAAAGAGAACAGUGUUAUAUACGCCUCCUUUUGGCGCGGGUCCGAAAAGUGUACGCUGACCAUAUCGCAGCACCCGAAGGUGCGAAGCGGUACAGCUACACAGAAUGGGCUUUCUUCCUGAAGCUUAUGGGUGAGGAUGAGAACAGUAGCGCCUGCCAUCGUCAAGCUCCGAAAAGGGGAACCAGAGGCCACCAACAAAGUCUGCAGCAGACCUCGACACGCAAAACGAGAACGCCGGAGUGCAAUGGAGUCAGCCACAAACCAGAUACCUCUGGAAGGGCGGCCGAGGAUCAAGACGACGAGCCAAAAAGAUGGAGUUGGCUUGGCGAACGUUCGCCCUUGAUAGGGCCACAGACCGAGAGUCAAUGGAUAUUAGAAAGGCUGUUCAAGCGGUUGGAACAUUGCCUGGAAGAUCAUUGGGAGGCUGACGAGCACGAGACCCGGAGAGCUGGGGAGGAACCACAACAGUGGGAUGGCACAGAAAUACCCAACUCGUCAGCAAGCAGGGCGAUUCCAGAAGGAUUGCAAUGA